AUCGUCACUCCUGGAGUAGCUUCGAAGAGAAGCCUCUAAGUAACCAUAACAGUGAAAUCACCUUCUUCUCUAAGAGUUCUAAGGUUUCAUUUCACCUUCGCUCUCUUGUUUUCGAUUCCGAUUCUAAUCUUCGAAAUGAAGAGGCUAGCGUACCCAAUCUCCAAGAGCCUCGACCAGUUCAAAUCCUUGUACGGUUCAGCAUCGGGAACCGCGAAGCCGCAAUCGCUCUCUUCGCGCUCUUCCUCAGAUUCCAUUUCGUCGGGGAGUUUGGCGAAUCUCAAGCUCACAGCAGGUUUUUUUUUAAUCCCAAUCUAGCUUCAUAUUUCUGAUUUUCUCGGUAUUCAACUUUACGUCAUUUUUGAUCGUAAUGUGUCCGUACAUCGUCGGUUUCUUCCUGUUGCAGAGAAAUUGGUGAAGGAACAAGCUUCGGUAAAGACCGAUCUCGAAAUUGCGAACGCUAAGCUUAAGAAAUCGACGGAGCAUGUCCAUGCACUUGAAGAGAAGUUGCAGAACGCAUUUAACGAAAACGCGAAGCUCAAGGUCAAGCAGAAGGAAGAUGAGAAACUGUGGAAGGGAUUGGAAUCUAAGUUCUCGUCGACUAAGACACUAUGUGAUCAGCUUACAGAGACUCUACAGCAGUUAGCUAGUGUUGUUCAGGAAGCCGAGAGAGACAAGGAAACUCUGGAAAAUAAACUGUCAGCUAGUUCGGAAGCUCUUGAUAGCUUGAAUAAACAGAUGGAAGGUUUGUCUUUGAAGCUAGAUUCUGCAGAGGAAACAAUUAGAACUCGUGAUAAUGAGCUAGAGAAACUCAAAUUUAUGGCCGAAGAAAGGGAGAAGUUUCUCAGAGAUGAACAGAUCAGAGUUGCCAAACUUAUUCAAGAGAAAGAUACUUCGAUAAAGAACUUUGAAGAAUUGCUAACAGCUAGUAAAUUGGAUACAGAGAGAUUGAAUGCAAAGUUGGGGGAGGUUCACCUUCAAUUAACAGUCAAGGACAAGGAAAUUGUGCAUCACUUGACCAUUCAAGAUAAGCUGGAGAAAGAAAAGAGUGAUAUUCAAUUGUCCAAUGCUGAGCUUACUGAAAAACUUGACAUUACACUCCUGAAAAUCAAAGACUUUGAAGGAUCAUUUCAGGCCUUGGCAGCACAUGUGAUAAAUGUAGAGAAAGAAAGCUUAAACUUUUCAAGCAAGUUUGAUGAACUGAACUCUCUUUAUGCUUGUGGCUUUGAGUUGGUCCAACAGGAGAGAGACAUUUUCUCUAAGCAUGCUCAAAAGCAAUAUUGUGAGCUUAAUGAUAAGUUCUUGGCCAUGGCAUCAGAAAAGGAUGCAAUUCAAAUGAUAAACUGUGAGUUAAGCAGUAAAGUGAAUGAGCUUCAGAAAGUCAUGGAAUCUACUGUAGCCCAGCAUACAGAGGAAUGUCUAUUAGCUUCUGAGAGAAUUAAAAAAUUGGAGGUGGAUGCUGAAAGUUUAAACUCCAAAAGGGAAGAAGCAGAGUUUAUGAUUUCCAAAUUAGAGGAGAAAGCCAGAGUUCUGUUAGAAAAUUCUAAAUCAUCAGAAAAUCAAACACAAGGUUUAUUGCUGAAAAUUUCAUCAUUAGAGACUGAAAGCAAAGAAAUUACUGAAAGACUGCAAGAAGAGAUAACGAAGAAAUCAGAGGAAAUAGAUACUUUGCAAAAGGAGAGAAUGAAGCUGGAGCAGAAUGCAGACUCUCUUCAUGAAGAAGUCAGACGGCUUCAUAAUAUCUUAGAAGACAAAGAACAGCAUAUUUUGCAGUAUAAGGAAAAGGAAAAGAAGCUGGAAGACCAGAUCACAGAGAACCAGUCAUUACUGACUGCUUCUGAAAGUAAGCUUUCAGAAGCUAGAAAGCAAUAUGAUCAAAUGGUAGAAAGCAAGCAGCUUGAAUUGUCAAGGCAUUUGAAAGAAAUCUCUCUAAGAAAUGAUCAGGCUAUUAAUGACAUUAGAAGGAAAUAUGAGUUGGAGAAGAUGGAAAUCGUCAACAAGGAAAAAGAAAAGGUUGACAUGGCUAUUGCUGAAAUUGAGAAAAAGUGUGACCAGAAACUGGUAGAAUGCAAAGAAGAAUCUAGGCUGCAUUUGGCAAGGAUUCAGGAGGAACAUGCUGGGCUUUUAACCAAAAUACAGCAGGAGCAUGACAAAAAGCAACUAGCCAUGAUAGCUGAACACAAUGAACACCUAAAGCAUACCCAAGUAGAGGCAGAAAAUCAACUCAGAGAGAAAAUGAUGUUUCUGAGAAGCGAACAUGAAGCUGAGAUAAAAGCAUUGAGGUGUGAACUUGAAGAUGAGUGUCAGAAGCUGGAAGAGGAGUUGCAUCUCCAGAAAACCAAAGAAGACAGGCAAAGGGCUUUGCUGCAGUUGCAGUGGAAAGUGAUGAGCGUCAAGCCAAAAGAGGACCAAGAAGUGAAUUCAAAACAGGAUUACUCAAUUACAUCAAUUAAGAGAAGGAAUUCUUGUGGAGGCCAAAGAAAUCAGCAUGAAAUAGAAUCUCCUUACUAUGACGCAACACAAACAACACCAGUACCAAAGCUGUUGAAGACAGUAGAGAAUGUAAAAACUGGAAGUGCAUUAAAUAUCCCUAAGCACCAUAGAAAGGUCACUCGCCAUGAGUAUGAAGUCGAGACUUCCAACGGUAGAACAAUCACAAAGAAAAGAAAAACAAGAAGUACGGUCAUGUUUGAGGACCCGAGAAAACAAAAGAGAAACACCCCAAAAGCAAAUACCCCAGGAACUGCUGUCAAGAGCAUGAAGGGAGAAGGUCAUCCUCGUCCCUCUAAUAUUGGUGAUCUGUUCUCAGAAGGGUCUCUGAACCCUUAUGCAGAUGAUCCCUAUGCAUUUGAUUAGAGACCAAUUUCUGUAUUUCUUGAUGCACAUGAAUCUGAAAAUAAAUUGGAGAUAGAGGGCAUCAAAGCUGGAAGAAAUUUUUUCUCUGAUCAACAGCUUCUGACGACAUAAUGGUGUUAGCUGGAAGAAAUUUUUUCUCUUAUCCCCAUGUAAUAUUUUGUUUUCCUUUUUCAUAAUGUACGAUUAGAACUGUAAAUUUUAAGGCUAGUUUUAAAAUAUACAGUUUUCGGAAAUUUCAGAAUGUAUGCCAUGAUGAUGUUCAGCAAUAUGAACAUUAAAAACCAGUUAUCACCUCAAUUACCACGCAUAAGUGUUUCAUGUUUUUACCAAUAUAGUACUCCGCACUCUCGCCUAGGGUCUGCAAGUUGCGUUGUCAUGCACUCAUAAUUGGCAUGCAGUUCUGCUAUCCAAUAACUCGGUGGUGAGAGAGGAGCCGCACCUAUCUAGAGAAGGUUUGUGGAAAGCCAGGGCAAAGUUUUGGCCCAUGGUGGGUGACAAAUUGCUCUUUUAUCCCCAAGUUUGACGAAUUAUAUCUUGUGUCCACUUCUACGAUUGGAUAGUACUUCGGUCUUUUCCAACUCGGUUAGGUAGGUAAAGACACGUCCACGCCCAAAAUCAGUGCAUUUGUGAUGUAGUUCAAAAUAUACUUAAGGAAACGUUUCAAGUGCUCCAUGGCAUUUUUCUAAAGUUCAGCAUGCCAUGUACUAUCACGUUCCAAGUUUUCGUUUGUCUUGGGGUGACGCAUGAAAUGACCCAAGUAGUCCUGACAGUAAAGAACAGUUUA
Molecule: messenger RNA, 3637 nt
Organism: Arachis stenosperma
Lineage: Eukaryota; Viridiplantae; Streptophyta; Magnoliopsida; Fabales; Fabaceae
Product: synaptonemal complex protein 2-like
Biological process (GO): reciprocal meiotic recombination
Source: RefSeq, a predicted model, not a curated record